Messenger RNA from Symbiodinium sp. CCMP2592, 588 nucleotides. NCBI's taxonomy places the organism in Eukaryota, Dinophyceae, Suessiales, Symbiodiniaceae. The record is from the annotation of a GenBank genome assembly.
AUGCUUGAACAUCCUGCCGCUCCGCACAAGAACAACCAGCCGACGCAGGCCACGAAGACGGCCGACGUGAGCAAGAAGGAGACGAAACCGGCUGACGCGACCAAGAAGGAGGAGCCUGGCUCAACCGGAAUGCCCCCAGAGCUGCUGGACUUGAGGCCCCUCGAGGAGCAGGUGAAGAUCGACCACAAGGAGUUCCCCAACUCUUGGUUCAAAAACGUGCCGGAGAAGUUCUUCUUGAGCCGGAGGUACUGUGCUUCCACGAACAAGUACGGCGUGAAGUCGGGCCAGGAUCAGGCAGCCUGGGAAAUGGCUGGCUGGAUGCGAGAACAAGAUCCACGCGGCUGGUUUCAGUGGUACUGCCGCUUCUACCAGGGCCGCCGUAGCCCCGAUGAUGCUCGGCAAAUCCAGCGUUGGAAAGCCUGCGCAGGCUUCCUCGGACGCUGGCGCAACCAGCUCUGCUCGCGCAUCAAUGGCUCCGGCAGGACCUUCGACGAUGCAGCGGUUGCACCCGUGAUAAGGCAGACGCUGCUUCACUGGGCUUAUGAGCUUACAGAGUACGAUUGGGAGCUCUGGUUCACCCGCGGGUAA